ACGCAAACAGUGCUGUGCGCCUGCGCAGGGUGCAUAGCAACACUCUGGGGCAGCAGAGGAGACGGAGGUUCGUUUAUCCGCAUUUCAGGGACGAGAAGAGAUAAAUCACCCCAAACAGACUUGCAGGAAUCAUGGGGAGUGUGUUCCUGCCAGCGGACGCGGCGCACUCGGUGCUGCGGCGGCUGCGCAGGGCCAACUUCCUACUGGAGGAGAUGAAGCAGGGUAACAUCCAGAGGGAGUGCCGAGAGGAGAUCUGCACCUAUGAAGAGGCACGCGAGGCUUUCGAGAAUGACGAAAAGACGAGACGAUUCUGGGAGGAAUAUGUGCGGGAGAGUAGUCCAUCUGGAGGGCUGGAGACAGUGGUCGGCGGAGUUCACUCUCUCUACCUGAUUGUGCCAUUGCUGCUGGUUGUGCUCAUCAUCGCUGCUGUCGCCAUCACAGUGUGGCGUUGCCAAUCCCGCAAACGCUCACAGCGCAGCCCCAGCCUGGGACACUCACAUCACGACCACGUCCUGUCAGUGGUCUCUAUGGACCAUUGGGGGAGGGAUUACCACCACGGUGACCAAUCAGAACUCAGCGUCCACAGCAGCCCAGCUUAUCCAGGCUCAGAGCUCACAUCAGGAAGAGGAAGCGCUGGUGACCCUCCACCGUCUUACGAGGAGGCUGUGGGCCAUGCUGACGUCCAUAUAGAGACGGAGCCACCUCCACAGUAUGACGACAUAGUCAACUCCAGCACGACUAAUGUCACCGGUGGCCAUGAGAAGUAAACCUGUCUUUCACUACCAUCCCAACUAAAGCCCUAACCAACACUAAGACCAUCUUAUCGUUUAGCAGCACCACUGUUGUGGUAUCACCAGCCUUCCCCAUUCGACAUACAAAGAAACACUACUAUCUGUCUGGUUAAUGGACUAAUGCAAUCUGUGCCAGAGCCAGCGCUGUUGAAAUUUGCACUAACAUUUCAUCAAUGAGGUGAAGUGAAAGCAGGAAGGAGAAAAUUAUAUUGCAAUACCAAAACCAACAAUCACCUCAGCUGAAUUGAAGUUGCAUCUAUGCUCUCACACUUUAGCAAAUAAUUUAACUCAACAGACAUAACAAAUGUUGCAUGUGGCGUAAAGAAGAAAAAUGGGCUCUGAUCGCCACAAUGAAGGACAACUAUGUGUAUAUGGAGGUUGGACCGAUGCUUUACUGAAGGCUAGUGCCAAUCUUUUUAGACUUAAGUGGCCAAUAUUGGAUAUUUUGUACCUACUUAUUAUAUCUUUAAAGCUGGAGUGUGGGACUUUUACAUAUAAAUGAACAUCCAAUACAUUCAAGCCCUUGCCAAAUGAGUUUACACAAUGCGGAUCAUACAUCUCUCUGUAUUUCACAAUAUACAGAGUUUUUAAAUCUGGUGUCUGGUAUGACAUUCCUGUGCCGGUGCACCCAUAGUGAUGCAUUGUACGUCAACCAGCAAUGAUUGGUUUCCUUUCAGAUUUUCUGGGGAAAUUACAUCAUGUUUGGCAUCUCGAUGGGUGCUCGGCCCUGAGUUAUCUUUGUCAAACCACAAGGCAUACUGGGUAUGCGUGGCUAAAAGCUGUAGGACUGUUAAUAUGUCACUUCAGUUUUAAUAUUUUUUCAGGCAAGAAAGUAACAAUUUAGACUCACAAUAUGUGGUCAGUUUAUCCAAAUAACACCGAUUUGGACAGUGUUUUUGUAAUUACUCUGACUGCCAGAAGGGGGAUACAAAAGUUCUGUGCUGUAGGUUUAAAUUUGAGCUUUUUGUUAUCAAAGUAUUUACUGUUUCCAUCAAGAAUUUUAUACAUUUUCGAUUUGCAAAACCUUUUCUUUGCAAGAUUCAGAAACAGCAUUUAGACCACAGAACAUCAAUUCCAGUGAUACCAAGACUAAUUAAAGCUGCGUUAAGUGAUUUUUUUGACCACUAGCAGACAGAAAGAAUCAAAAACAAAUUCAAAAUCAGGCAUUUUUUGUGCUAACCUAGCAGACAAUUAUCUGCUCGUACAUUCAGCAAACACAGAGCAACAUGAGCAUUCCACUUGUUUCAUCCUACUGUUUGUGACCAACUGAUUAAUCUAUGUCCAAUAUUUACUUGUUAACUCUGGUUUGGUUGACCAAUUCCUGAGAAAAAUACCUAGGUCUUUAGACUGCUACAUGCUAAGAUUUCAUGGCUUGGCUUGGUAUGCUUGGCUUAGUUUGUUAACUAUGAAUGGCGGGCUGCCCAGUUUUAUAUCUGGGGUUAAAGGGAUCAUUAGCCAAGGGCAGAGUUGGGUGUUCAUUCUCAGUGGGUUCGACACUACUAAAGAGACUUCUGCAUCAUAAUCAGUAAUAUGAUUUGUUGUUGAUAUCAAAAAUAUCACUUAAUGCAGGCUUAAAUAGUGAAGUUGCCAAACUAAUGCAUCAGUCCAACCUCAGUAUACACUUGUGAAUGUUUUAGAGUUUAAAAUUCAAGAUAAAGGCCAUCAGUUGUAAAGGGGGGCACUGAAAUUGGUUUUGUGUAUGCGUGUCACAUGUGCUUAUAUUUUGGUAAUGCAUGCAGCUUGGUCUGUACGCACGAGGUUGGGUCUGGCUCUGCAGUGUUUGUUGAUGGUCAGAGCUCACUGGCCCAUGUCCAUCUCUGGGCCGUUGACUGUUGCUAAGAGCCUGCUUUAACUGUGAAAAUCUUUCCCUACUCUUUCCCCCCAAAGCUAACGUAACUGUGUUGGAUAUGAGUUCAGAGUUUGCCUGGUGUGCUACUUUUACUGAAAGUACACUGAAGAUUUUUCAAAUAGGUUUGUAGCUACCUACGGUAUAAAUGUAAGUUGAGGAGUGACUUGCAUAGGAUUGUGGGACAGAAAGCAAUAGAGACAGAAGCUUUGGGAAAAGAGUUAUCAGGGGUGAGAGAUUCUGUAUUUUAACGCCACUAAGGAUAGAGUCCAUGUUUAGCAUGUGUGAUGUAUUUGUAUAUAAAUAUGUAUUGUAUGGGUGAAAGUAAGUAAUGGUGAGAUUGUUUUUUGCUGCAUAGGAAUGCAGUGAAUGCAUUGAUUCUAAUGUAACUGUAGUAGGUUGUGAAUAAAUGAAGGCACUUUGUGUUGAAGCUCUAAAGGAGCUGUUAAAUGAAAACAAAGACACUCUAGUUUGACGUGUUCAGCAUCACUCUCAGCAAUAACGAUGUCACUGCAAUCUUCUGGAAAAAAAAGGUUCUCGUACUCUAUAUGCAAUAUUGUUGCAUACACUCUAAAAACCAAAUAUAUCAGUCUAAUGUUCACCGGUACUGAUAAAUGUCUCACAUGUCCUUUUCACACCUUACAGACUCUGAGCACUGAUUAUUAUUCUACUUUUUUUGUGAGUUGACCUUUGAACCUCAGCACUUGCUAUGACCUUGAACUGAGUUGUGCUGGUAGAGGUAGCCAUUAUGGUUAGGUCAGUUGUACUGUUACUUACAGAGCCCUGUUUUUACAAUGCCUUAUCAAACAAACAAAAUGUUAUAUAACAAUAAAUGCAAGGGAACUUGUUAUAAAUCCUUGAUAUGUGCAGAAGCUUGAAUUAAUUUGUAAUAAAACAUUUAAAAUUU
Molecule: messenger RNA, 3544 nt
Organism: Thunnus maccoyii (southern bluefin tuna)
Lineage: Eukaryota; Metazoa; Chordata; Actinopteri; Scombriformes; Scombridae
Gene: prrg1
Product: proline rich Gla (G-carboxyglutamic acid) 1
Exons: 4
Coding region: 132-767 (211 amino acids)
Cellular component (GO): extracellular region
Molecular function (GO): calcium ion binding
Source: RefSeq, a predicted model, not a curated record